AUGGAUGACAAACUAGAUAUCUUCAGGAGGGAGUUAGCAGACAUUCAGGGUGUUCCCCUAUUCUGGAGCAUUGCUGAAGAAUGGUCCCAGGUGGAGUCAUUUGAAGCCCGGCCAGAUGACAUUCUGAUCUCGACCUAUCCUAAAUCUGGAACAACCUGGGUCAGUGAAAUAUUGGAUUUGAUCUAUAACAAUGGGGAUGUAGAGAAGUGUAAACGGGAUGCAAUAUAUAAUCGAGUGCCAUUCAUGGAAUUGAUAAUCCCUGGAAUCACAAAUGGCAUUGAGCAAUUGAAAAACAUGCAAUCUCCUCGUUUAGUCAAAACACACCUCCCUGUACAACUUCUCCCUUCUUCAUUGUGGAAGAAUGACUGCAAGAUGAUCUAUGUGGCACGAAAUGCCAAAGAUGUGGCUGUCUCUUACUAUUAUUUCCACCAGAUGGCAAAAAUACACCCAGAUCCUGGUACCUGGGAGGAGUUCCUGCAUAAUUUCAUGGCUGGAAAUGUGUGCUUUGGUUCCUGGUAUGAUCAUGUGAAGGGCUGGUGGGAGAAGAGGAAAGAUUAUCGUAUCCUUUACCUAUUCUAUGAAGACAUGAAAGAGGAUCCAAAGUGCAGUCUUCAUAAGUUGUUAAAGUUCCUGGAAAAAGAGCUUCCAGAAGAAACAGUAGAUAAGAUCCUCUAUCAUAGUUCAUUCGACGUGAUGAAGCAGAACCCAAGUGCAAAUUAUACUACUAUGGCGUCUGAAAUGGACCAUUCUGUGUCACCCUUCAUGAGAAAGGGUAUUUCUGGAGACUGGAAGAAUCACUUCACUGUAGCCCAGUAUGAGAGAUUUGAAGAAGAUUAUGCAAAGAAAAUGAAAGGAUCUACACUGCAGUUUCGAUCAGAAAUUUAA
Molecule: messenger RNA, 885 nt
Organism: Orycteropus afer afer
Lineage: Eukaryota; Metazoa; Chordata; Mammalia; Tubulidentata; Orycteropodidae
Product: sulfotransferase 1 family member D1
Exons: 7
Coding region: 1-885 (294 amino acids)
Biological process (GO): sulfation
Cellular component (GO): cytoplasm
Molecular function (GO): sulfotransferase activity
Source: RefSeq, a predicted model, not a curated record